Molecule: messenger RNA, 2244 nt
Organism: Phymastichus coffea
Lineage: Eukaryota; Metazoa; Arthropoda; Insecta; Hymenoptera; Eulophidae
Gene: sad
Product: cytochrome P450 315a1, mitochondrial
Exons: 8
Coding region: 530-1954 (474 amino acids)
Molecular function (GO): iron ion binding; monooxygenase activity; heme binding
Source: RefSeq, a predicted model, not a curated record
CUCGGCCACGCAUAGGAGCACGAUUGAGCAUAGUGCCUCCACCGAAAAAUUCCAGGCAGAUAGGGACACCCGGAGAAAGUGCACGUCUCGUCAACUUUCUAAGCCGUGGGUUUGCGAUAAGGAGGAUUUUCAGCUUCACUCCGACGAGAACGCCAGCCUGCUCUUCUCCCCCUCUCACUCUCACGCUCGAGCUUUAUACAGUUCUGUAAGGGUUGCUCGGCAUCUGUGCUCGCAUUUUGCCUGCAACACUUUAUUUAUCUUUCGCAUUCAAGACCGACUGCUACAGAGUGCUGAAAGCACUGGACAAAUGCAGGCGGCUCGGCGAUGCUGAUAAAGUUGCGCGGCACUGCAAUCGUACUGAUGAUGAUGGCCAGCUGCACGAUAAGAAGAUGAAAACAAACGCCGAGGCACCUUUGCUGCUGCCGCUGCCGCUGCUGCUGCUGCUGCUGCUGCUGCUACCGCUGCUGCUGCUGCUGCUGCUGCUGCACCUCUCCUCGUCGACGUCUGCACCCAGGUAGCAAAAUCCACGAUGAAUCGCAUCGGCAAGUUAUCGAAUCUGGCGGCACGUACCGCAGUGACGAAUCUGGCUGAAAUGCCCGAUUGCCGUGGACUACCGAUGCUCGGUGCUAUCACGUCGAUUCUCGAUUCGGAGCAAGGCAAACGAUUACACGAGUACGUCGACGAAAGGCAUCGCAAGUAUGGGCCGCUGUUUCGCGGCAGAGUCGGUCCCGUCAAAGCUAUCUUCGUCAGCUCGCCCAAAGUUAUUCGAGAGGUGUUUAGAAUUGAAGGCCCAACGCCGCAACACUUUGUGCCGGAAGCUUGGCUGCUUUAUAAUCGGAUGAGGAGUCGGAAGAGAGGAUUGUUGUUUAUGGAAGGUCAAGAAUGGAUGCACUAUCGACGGAUACUCAAUAAAAUAAUGUUAGCUCAAGACUCGAGCAAAGUGAUGACAAAGCCGUGUCAAGAGGCAGCGGAGGAUCUGGUAAAAAAGUGGAAGAGCUACACAAACAACGAUCGGAUCGUGCCAGAUCUUGAGAACCAAUUGUAUCAAUGGUCAAUUGAAGUCUUACUGGCAACACUAGUGGGCAAACCAUGGAAGACCUUCCGAUGUAGCAUAAUCUCAGAGUUGGAGAUACUAUCGCGCAAUCUAGGUCGCAUAUUCGAGCAUUCGGUACACCUAUCGCGAAUCUCGGCUCGACUGGCGAUGCUGAUCAACUUACCCUCGUGGCGCGGCUUCGUCUCCACCGCGGAUUACGCACUUGGCACUGUCGACCGAUUCGUCGAGCAAAUGGAAAAGCUCGAGGACGCCCAAGACGGACUUACCCACCGUAUGAUUGCCAAAGGCAUCACUGGCGAUGAACUGAAGAGGAUUGUUGUCGAUCUGAUUUUGGCGGCUGGUGAUACGACAGCAUAUUCGAUGCAAUGGCUGCUAUUCUUGAUGGCCAGCAAUCCCGAAGCUCAAGAAAACAUCUGCAAAGCCGUGCGAGGACUCUCGGAAGCGGAAGUUUGCGCGGAACCCUUGCUCAAAGGCGCGAUCAAAGAGUCCUUAAGGCUAUAUCCGACAGCGCCGUUCAUAACGAGGAUUUUGCCGCACGACACUUUGUUAGCUGGAUAUCCGGCUCACAAGGGCGAGCUCGUCGUUAUUUCGCUGUACUCUUGUGGUCGGGACGAGCAGAACUUCCCCAGAGCUCAAGACUUUUGGCCAGAACGAUGGCUGCGCAACGAUCGCGGAGAAUUUGACGCUGUGAUCAAUCCUAGCGCGACGCUGCCGUUUGCUAUGGGCGCGAGAAGUUGCGUUGGCAGGAAGCUUGCCGAAACGCAGAUGUCACUCACGAUGGCUGAGAUUCUCAGACAUUUUCAAAUCAGAUGUUUGAACAAAGACCAAGUCACGAUCAAGUUGAGGAUGAUAUCUGCCCCCUCGGAACCGUUGCAAAUUCAACUGGCGCAUAGAGAUUGAUGAUACAUUUUUACUUGUAUAGCCUGUGCUGACUAUUGAACUUUCAGAAGUACGCAGAACUGUUUUGAGAGUUAUAUUAAUCUUAAUUGUAAAGAGAUAUAUUUUUGAAAAGCAGAAGUAGCCUUUUGCAGAUGAAUGCGAACCAUUUCAAUGCCUUUCUGCUUUCAUUUAUACGUCACAUUUUAUGCAUUGCGAAGAGAGAAUAUAUUAAGAAAUAUUUCUAUUUGUACAUACACACCUAGAGAAUGAAUAAACUCGAUUUAAGAAGAUUAAGCAUAUCUUUCAUAAUU